Sitodiplosis mosellana (orange wheat blossom midge) is the source of this 2733-nucleotide messenger RNA. RefSeq lists its product as uncharacterized. The record is from RefSeq and is a predicted model, not a curated record. Bases 1627 to 2397 code for a protein of 256 amino acids. NCBI's taxonomy places the organism in Eukaryota, Metazoa, Arthropoda, Insecta, Diptera, Cecidomyiidae. Gene Ontology annotation, molecular function: protein binding. The transcript has 3 exons.
AGUCGCAUGCAAAACGUUUCACAUAGCAGUGACUAAUUCGAUCGAUCUGUUUCAAUGGUUAGAACAACACGUGCGACUAAAGAAUAAAAAUCAGUUUAUGGUUUUUACGUAAAUGAGUAGCAGAAUUACUGGUGGUUGACAGUGUUUUAGCAUUUGGAUUUGGCUGUUGCUAGCAAUCAGCGAAAAAGUGAGUGAGCAAAAAAUUUGUGUGGUAGCUUUUUGACAAAACAAACCUUGGUCUAUUUUUGGAUUUUGCUGAAAGAAAAAAAGUCCUUUUUUAUGGUUUCGCACCAAUGUGUGAGAUAUUGUCCGAUAAUAAUGAAUUCGUACGAACGUUUUUAAAUGAAUUUUCAUUACGAAAAUCGAAGAGAAGUGAAGAAAAUCGUAUGAGCGCUAGUGAAAUUGUGUCAUUCUGUCGUAGUUUUGCCUGUCAAUUUGAGUGAAAAAGACGCUGAUGUGUGUAAAGUGAUAGAGAUUUAGACGCCAUGCCAUCAGCAUUCGGUCAAAGUACAAACCUGAAAUAUUUUCAUUGAUAAAAUCAUCAUACAUUCACACGCACCCCCAUUUAUGAUUCAUUCGCUUCAUCCACGGAAAUGCAAUGGAAAAUCGAUUUCUCGUGGCCACGGAUAUGAAUCACGGUGAUUUACGCUACUGUUUGUUUGUUUUUUUUCGGAAUUGUUAUCGCAAAACCAUCGUGUGAUUGGAUGAUAUUCAGAACAGCAGUGAUGUCACGAGAUGUGUGACAUGUUGCUUUUAGACAACAACAACAACAACACGAAAAUGAUUCAUUUGAUACGGUGCUCAACGCAAACCGAAAUUGAUUUCAUGAACAUGCAAAGCGAUGCCAAUCGACGCUAAUGCAACAGUUAAACAUCCUGGUUAGCACAUUUGAAUCGCCGCUCUCAACGAAACAACAACACAUAGACACACACACACACGAAACACGAAAAGAAAAACGAAAUUCAAACUGACAAGAGAAAACACACCGAUGAGAUCGACUAUACAUGCACAUGACACAGCAUCGCACCACCACACGCUCAACACCACACGAGAACGAGGCAAUUGAAACGGCACGACCGAGCACGUGCGCUCGAUAUUAACAAGUGCAUGAUGCUAUGAUGACGAUGAUUGUGUUGCAAGGCUGUGUGCGACUGAGUGACUGAAUAAGAUGACAUGAAAAAUGCAUGUUCGAUUGAUUGUGUCCGAAAAUAGCCCGAAAAAUGUAACAGCGCGACGACGGCGGCGAAAUCAAAUGGAACUGGUACAUUCUUCGCUUUGUGUAAACGAUGUCGACGGUGGUGAUUUGAGACUGUGUUCGAUUUUUGGCGCUCAACACAACGCACGAAGCACACUCUGCUAUCAUUCCCGAUUGAAUUGUUGUCUCGUUAAGACGUUCUUUUCAAUAUCAUUUCGUAUCUGUGAUUUCGUCUCAAUUUUUUUUUACCGUCCGAUUGAAAAUUUGGUGCUUUGCAAAGAGAUUUACGUCUACAUAAAAAUUCGUUUUUCAUUUUUCGGGAGUCCAUUAUAAAGUUUUCGUCUUUUUUGUCAUCUUUUGAGCGAUAUUUGAUUUGCUAGAGCAUUUUCGGGAUUUUUUUCUGUCUGUUAAAAACGAAAAAAAAAAACAAAAUGUCGCUGUACAAAAGAUUGCAUACACCAAAUUCACCGUUGUUACCGUUAUCACCGAUGCCGAUGGCGUCGCCAAGCAUGUUCUUGUCACCGUACACCACAUCGAUUCGCAGCCGGCGUUCGUUUACACCAAGCCAUUUGAAUAUGCUACCGCCACCCAGUGUUUCACCGAUUCAGGCCACGAUUUUAUCGGCAAAAAACAAACAACGUAAGCCAGCCAUGCAAACCACACCCGACCAGAUGUUGGAAUGCAGUUUAGUAAUGUCGUCCGUGAAAAAAUCCAUGAAAAAAGUUCGAUCAACAGCCAGAAUCACUCGGAAAAUUGAAGCGCGAAAUAACCGUUUGGUGGUGCCGUUGACGCCGAUUCGUCGUUCAUUAUUCCGUGAGGUGAGCCCGUCGCCGCACAUCGAAAUCGAAACACCAAAAGCAUCGCAUAACGGUUCACACAUAUUCACGCCGAAUUGGCUUACGCCAAAGGCAUUCGGAACGCCAGCAGGACAAGUCGUAUCGCCACAGCUCAUGCACAACGACUUCACACCGUCGACCUUGCUCGAGGAAACAUUCACCGUUAUGAGCAUUCUCAAGGAAAUCAACAUGGAGAAAUACGCAACGUUGUUUGCCCGAGAAGAGGUCGAUUUGUUGGUAUUCCUAAUGCUGACGCGCAAUGAUAUGAUCGAGCUGGGCAUCGAUGAAGCCGACCACAUCAUUCUAUUGAAUGCCAUUCGCUGUUAUACCGAAUUCUUUGGCAAUCCAGAGAAAAUGUUCAUCUAAUUUGAUUAUUUUUGCACAUUUUUGUCAUUAUUUCAUGCAUUUUUAUCGUCAUUGUUAUAUUUCAACCAGGCCUAGAGCCUUGAAUCGCUAGACGAUUGUUGGAUUUUGUGAUUUUUUAUUGUUUGAAAGAAAAGAAGACUGCAAAUUGACUUACUACCUAAUAUUUUAUCCGAAUGAAUGCAUGACGCUUAGAAGCGAGAAAAUCUGCGAUUUUAUUUUUUUUAAAGAAAGACAAGCAAAUAAACUAUAAACAAAAAUACUAUAAUAUAAAAUAAAACAAAAAUAAAACAACCAAUUAAAAUUGAAUAAACCUAUAAAAACUAUUUACAAAUCAAA